CAACAACCUCCUGUCUUAUGAGAAUGAAGUGCUGUUCACAUCUUACCGGUUGAGAGUUGCCUGUCACUAUCUGGUCAAUGACACCAAGGUAGUACAGUUCUUGUACCAGAAUAAUCCUGCACCUGUAGUCCAGCCUGGCUUGGGGGACCUUGCAGUCAUCAUGCGGCUUGCAUUGGAUUCAACCUACAAUGACUUCUAUGGCGCUCGGGAUUACCCUGUUGUGAAGUACUUGCGAAGACCCUUGUAUUUUGAGGUAGAGCUCCUGUACAGCAGGGAUCCACAGGCUGAAUUGUUUUUGGAGAACUGCUGGGCAACCUAUUCUGCUGACAGGAAUAGCUCUCCAAAGUGGGAUGUCGUUGUGGACAGCUGUGAGAACUCUGCAGAUGAGUACUUGACCAUCUUUCACCCAGUCUCCAGCAAUGCAAGAGUGCUGUUCCCUUCCCAUCUGAAGAGGUUUGAAGUGAAAAUGUUUUCCUUCCACAAGUGGCCGGGAUGCACUGAAAGGACAGAUUUACUUCCACUGCAGUGUUGUGAUAUGUGAUUCAAACCGGCCAUCAGACAGCCUCUGUAGCAGACGGUGCAUUCCAGGGAAACAGAGGCUUGGUCACAGUGUUGAAGGGAUGGGUGGUGGUGGUGCAGUAAAGGUGUUUGUGUCUUCUGGCCCAAUUGAGCUGAAGAGAGAUGGGUCCCUUCACUUUAUGCCUAGAAGUGCCCAAUUCAAUGUGUGGUCCCUUCUGGGAGCUGCAAUGGGUGUGUGUUCAGUGGUUAUCUUUGUAGCUGGAGUUGUAUCUUUCUGGAAACUGCCAAAAAUUGUGUAUUGAUAAAUAAA
Messenger RNA from Acipenser ruthenus (sterlet), 829 nucleotides. Its product is annotated as zona pellucida sperm-binding protein 2-like. The coding region runs from base 161 to 541 and encodes 126 amino acids. The transcript is spliced from 7 exons. Lineage: Eukaryota; Metazoa; Chordata; Actinopteri; Acipenseriformes; Acipenseridae. The record is from RefSeq and is a predicted model, not a curated record.